AUGUCUGACGACCCCGAACGAGUCUUUUCUUGUACGAGACGUAGGAUCUCCUGGGACAGAGCAAGGAUGACCCCGGAGACCAUUGAAAAAUCGCAGUGUUUGAGUAGCUGGGUGAAGAAUGACCUGAUCAGGAGAGUCUAUGUGUCUGUGGAAGAUGAGAUCAUGGACGCUUACGGUGAUGAUGAAGGGUAG
Metarhizium robertsii ARSEF 23 is the source of this 192-nucleotide messenger RNA. RefSeq lists its product as uncharacterized. The coding region runs from base 1 to 192 and encodes 63 amino acids. The transcript has a single exon. The record is from RefSeq and is a predicted model, not a curated record. Lineage: Eukaryota; Fungi; Ascomycota; Sordariomycetes; Hypocreales; Clavicipitaceae.